Molecule: messenger RNA, 2340 nt
Organism: Styela clava
Lineage: Eukaryota; Metazoa; Chordata; Ascidiacea; Stolidobranchia; Styelidae
Product: cytochrome P450 3A5-like
Molecular function (GO): steroid hydroxylase activity; oxidoreductase activity, acting on paired donors, with incorporation or reduction of molecular oxygen; heme binding
Source: RefSeq, a predicted model, not a curated record
AUUCUGAAAGGGAAAGUAAGUCGUUGGAUAUAUGUGACUUAUUUUUCCUUCAGGUAACAGAUUACUAUAGCAAUACUAUUGGAUUUAUGUAUUGAGUAUAGAAUGAUAACUCCGCUGGAUAUAUUAUCAAUUGAAUCGUGGCUUCUGAUUGCAAGCAUAGUUUUACUUAUCAGGUAUUAUUUGAAUCAAAAAUGGAGCUACUUUGAAAAACUCAACAUUCCCUAUGAUCCACCAUCUAUACUCAAACUUGGAAGCCUCCUAACUGCUUUCAGCAAAGACAAAGCGUUUGAAUACGACAACGAAUGUAAGAAGAAGUACGGUAAUAUAUGGGGGAUAUUCACGGGACUAUCACCCAGUAUAACAAUUCACAAUCCUGAUAUCUUGAGACAAAUUUUUAUUAAAGAGUUUCAAACAUUUCCAGACAGACAGAAAACAUUGCUCAAAAUAAGUGGAAAAGAAUUGAACAAUGGAUUAACCGCAGUCCAAGGAAAACAAUGGAAACGUAUAAGAACGACAAUGACACCGACGUUUUCAACUUCAAAACUGAAGCAAAUGUGUGGUAUAAUAGACUGGUGUGCAGGCAAUACUGUUGAUGCACUGGACCGAAAAGUUGAGAGUAACAACGGGGUUUUCAAUUCAAAAGAAGUCUUUUCCCGUCUUUCAUUGGAUAUAGUAUGCUCAGCAGCAUUCAGCACCAAAGUUCACUCGCAGGAUGACAGAGUUGAAGAGCCAGAAGCUGCCAAAAAUGCCAAAAAAUUGUUUUCCGGAACAUUCAGCCCCCUUAUCAUAUUGCUUAUUAUUUUUCCAUCUUUGGAAAAACUUGUUUUCAAAUUUAACAUCGCAUUGUUUGGAAGUGGUGGAUUAAAAUACUUCAAAAAACUAACACAUCACCUAAUAAAGCAACGAGAGGAAAAUCCACAUGAACGUACUAGAGUAGAUCUUAUGCAACUGAUGUUGGAUGCUAGAGUAUCCGAAGAAAAAAUAAAAGAAGGUGCAGAAAAAGGCAUGACAAAUAUUGAAAUCGUUGGAAAUUCAAUGUUAAUGAUUUUGGCUGGUUACGAGAAUACUGGGAAUACAAUGAGCUGGACAGUCUAUAAUUUAGCUCAACAUCCGGAAAUACAGUUCAAAGUUCAAGAGGAAAUCGAUGAAAUGAUGAAAGUUCAGGGCAAAUUUGACUACGAAAGUAUGACAAAAUUGAAGUUGUUGGACAUGUGCAUCAACGAAACUCUCAGACUUUACAUGCCGAUUAUAAAGAAUGCUCGCUUCUGUGAAAAAGAAAUCACUAUCAAUGGCUUAACAAUUCCAGAAGGUAUUCAGAUAAAUGUACCAACGUUUGGACUGGCACAUGAUCCUGAAUAUUGGGAUGAACCUUACGAAUUUAAACCCGAAAGGAUGGAGGACAUGAGCCAAAUUGACCCAAUGGUUUAUCAGCCGUUUGGCGCGGGACCACGUAAUUGUAUUGGGAUGAGAUUUGCUUUGAUGGAAAUUAAGAUGUCUCUAGCAAAACUUUUGCAUAAAUUCACAUUCAAACCUGCUGAAAAUACACCGGCACCUCCUCUGAAGUUGAAAUUUACAAUGUCUGUGCGGUCUGAGGUUGAUUUCAACUUGGUCGCCAUACCUCGUGAUUCUGUUUCCACCUAAUUGCACUUGAGCUAAUUGUGUUAAAGCUUGAUUGGCAGCGCCUGUCGAUUUUAGCUUUGUAUUAAAUUUAAUUUCUUAUUGGUAUCAUUUGUGAAAUUUAACUCUUUACUGAAUCUAUGUAUACUUAAGAUGUUUUCUUACUGUAGUAUAAAUGUAAUAUUUGUUAGUGUAAAUCUCUAAAAAUGAUUACGGAAUCUAUUGUUUUGCAUUACUAUUGUUUUGUUUUGCAAGACACUUUUGCAGAACCUAUGUCUUUGUUGUGAUUUUUUUUAUCCAUGCUGACAUGAUAAAUCGACAUUGGGGCGAAAAAGAAUAGUACUCCCGUAGUAUGUGAAUCAAGAUGGCGGACACCGGAACGUCGUAUGUGUACCAGGUUAGGGUUAGGCAUAAUUUCAGGUACAAAAAGUACGGGAGUCAUUUGGCUAGUACCCGAACUCUUAAUAUAACUAAAAUAAGGAAAAUUGGAAUAGAAUUAUAGCCUAACCUUAACCUGGUACUCAUACUGCGUUCCGAUGUCCGCCAUCUCGGUUUACAGACUAUAAAAACCGGCUGUACGCCUUUCCAGUGUUAGGCAUAGUCAUAAAUCAGGACUUCUGAAAACAUGACUUCAGUAAGUAUUUAACAAGUAGAAGACGGCCAGGAAACGAAUAUUUUCAGAUACCCUGAUUUCCAAUAGUUUUUAAAACCCAUAUUUAAUUG